AAAAAUUGAGAAAGAAAUUUAAGUUUAAAAAACUAUGUGCGCUCAAUACUAACAAUAAUUAACAAUAUCGAGCAUUUCGCCCAAUUUGUGUAUUGAAAAUAAAUAAGAAAGAAGACGUAAAGGAGAUUAAAACCAUAAUUAAUUUGUGCGGGUGUUUUAACUAACAUCAACUUUUCGCAACCGAAAACAAAGUUUUCAUACUUUAACACAUAAAUGAAGAUGUCGACACAUGAAGACGAUGAUGAGCAUGAUCAGGAAAUUAAUGUUGACACUGAUUCGCGUUUAUCAUGUGGUACAAAUUCCGAGGUGGAUAUGGAUGGCGAAAGUUGUUAUGACUCAGAGACUGCUUUAGGUGAUUCAAUACAAUCGGAGCAAACACGCCCAUCAAGUGAAAAUCUGCCAUUUAGUAUUUCACGACUAUUAUCAAAGCCAUAUGAUAAUAACAACAAAACAACAGACAAAGAUAUUUUAGAUGCGGAACAUAAAUUCGCAACACAUUUAGCCAAUGUAGGUAUACCCUAUUCAACCGCCAGUGCUUUAUACUCCUAUCCCUUGUAUUCGGCUGGACAUGUAUUACGAGUGCCACCACAAAGAGCACCAUUAUCAUGGAGCCUGCCGCCCCUUCACCCAGCGGCAUUAGCACAUCAAGCCGUAAAAGAUAGAUUAGCAGUAGCAUUUCCAAUUGCACGAAGAAUAGGACAUCCAUAUCAAAAUCGAACCCCACCAAAAAGAAAGAAACCACGAACAUCCUUCACCAGAAUACAAGUCGCUGAAUUGGAGAAACGAUUCCACAAACAAAAGUACUUAGCAUCGGCUGAACGAGCAGCACUGGCACGAGGUUUAAAAAUGACGGAUGCUCAAGUGAAAACAUGGUUUCAAAAUCGACGGACCAAAUGGAGACGACAAACAGCAGAAGAAAGAGAAGCUGAACGACAAGCCGCCAACCGACUAAUGUUAUCUUUGCAAGCCGAAGCCAUCAGCAAGGGAUUCGGUCCAUCGUCACAGCAGCAUACCAAUCAGCCGGUAUCGGGAGCUCCACUUGCCGCAUUACAUGGAUUGCAACCAUGGGCCGAGCCACAUUCUGCCGGAUGCUGAAUAGCGUUUUAUGAUAGGAUUUUGUGAUAAUAUUUUGUACAUAAUAAGAGCCCAGUAGUGUUGUAAUGAUUUUUUUUUCGAAACUGUGGUACUCUGGAUCCAUCGUACAUUUUGUUUUAGCAAUAUGUAUGCAUCCUAUAUAAAUGUGUGUGUGGCAUGAGAGUUUAUUUUAAAAUGUUACGUUAGCAUAGCCGAUGAAAGACAAAAUUUUUUACUAUUGAAAAUUCAACCAACGAUUUAAGAUUAAAAUGUAUCUACUCCCAGAGCGAUUAACGAUGAAAGAGUGUGACGAAAAGGGUUCGCUGAAGGGUAAGUCUUCGUAUUGCAUAAAGGGGUAAUUACGGAGAAUUCAAAUAAAAUCAUCAGGAAUGAUCAACUUUGAACGAACACAAAAUUCGGUCAUUUUCAUCCUAUCGUCCACUAUCCUGUCCAACCAUUUUUGCGAUUUUUUUUUUUGACAUGGUGGUGUCGAAUGUCGUUCUUACAUGGCUUUUUAUUCGUAAUUUAUAUUAUCAUAAGAUUCAGCAAUUUGCGAAUAAAAAACCCUGCGUCCCAAGUGUUUUGAAGCAAUUGUAAUCCUAGACCGUACUUGUUCCGAAUUUUACAAUAUGAAAUUUUGUCUUUCACGGCUUAUGUAUCGCGGAACACAAUCACAUCAUCAUAAAAAUAUAAGUCUCGUAACACAAAAAAAAUGAUUACGAAACUUUAACUGUAUCACGUAUAUCACAUCAAUAUUGUCCGAAAGUAAGCAUCAGAUUUUUUUGUUAUUUUGAAAAUUGGUCAUUUCGUAAAAACUGAAUUUUGAUUGUGAAUAGUAAGAAGUGUUGCAUUGGGGGUAUUUGCACGAGGACUAAACGCAGACAGAAAAAUAGUUUUUUUGCGGUCAUCACACGUUUUGUGAUUCUCCAAUUAAAAGUUUUUAGCUGCACAUUUAGAGGUCAUUCGGUUUGGUUUUCGUUUUAGUGUUAACGUUCGUCCUUCGUCAAAGAAAGCUUUCGGUUCUGCAGAAAAAAAGAAAGAAAAGCUUUUGCUUCGCACAAACAUAACUUCGCGCUUUUUAUCACUCUUUCAUUUCCUCUCAUUCUCCAUUGGGAUGUAGAAUUAUGUUAGGAUAGAUUUGUAGAUUACUUUUGAGUCAUACUGAACGAGAAAAUCGAAUUUUAAAUUGAAAUACUGGAAGGAAGCUGGCUGGAUUAUUUGCCGUUGAAAUCUUAAAUCAAAACUUUCAUUUACGUGUUCAUUACAAUGAACUUUAAGGCACCUUACGUAGCACUAGAAACAGAGUUUUCUGUUAAUUGCUCCAAUCGACUCUGUACUCUAGUCUUGAGUGUAAGGAAUGUUGUAGUGGAUCGUUUCCCGAAUAAGAACCUAGUCUAAAAUAUCCUCAAAACCACGGUGAUUGUUGUUUCACUGAGAUUAUUGAAUGCAGAAAAAUCGAAGCAUAGCAAUGAACCAAGCACCAGUUUUUUCAACGGAAAAUGGGCUCCUAUUGUUUAUAUGUGAAAAAUUACGAACUAUACCAACCUUACAAACUUAACAUAUUUGAGAAAUUUUGAGUACUACCUCUAAAAGGCCCCUUUCAAAUUAUGUUCUCGUGCUUGGUUCAGUGCUAUGAUUGAAGCCGUUCAACAGCUUUGUACAGUAAGAUUCAUAUUCGAAAUCUGUUUAAGAUUGAGCAGACAUUUCCAUUAAUGUAUACUGUCGUAAAAUUUGAUCCCAGUAAAUAAGACCUCAAUUAGCCGAGCUGCAUGCCAAUUUCUUAAAAGCUAUUCGCCAAUCUAGAACUCGAUUAAUAGAAAUCAAGGAUCCAUAUAAGUUGGGUACAAAAUUUUUGACCAAGAAGAUCUUUAAAUCUAUGUUUUACCAUUGAUUACAUUUGCACAAAAAUGGCUCCAUCAUGAUUUCAUGGUAAAAGAAGAUUUAAAGAUCUUCUUGGCCAAACAUUAUGUCACUAAGGUCUAAGAAUAGUCAUUUAGAAAAAAAACGACCCCCCCCCCAAUGUAGAUGUCAGUAAUUAAUAUUUAGAAUUUUUCUGGCGGUUACACAUUUUCGUAUCCUUCUAGUUCAUUGUGUAUGGAUGGAAGAUUAGAAUGAAGACAAAAAAGAAAAUUGCAAAAUUGAUGUAAGAAAUUAACGUUGAAAGGAUGGAACAAAAGGAAAAAAAAAAAUUAAAUUCACAAACAAAAAUUAAUUAUGGAAGCAAUUUAAUUGUAAAUAAAUAAAAUUAAAACAGCAAAAAAAAGAAGAAAGAAACUUAGCAAAAAAAAACCGAAUUGUGAUGCCUACAAUUAAACUAAAAAGCAAGAAAAAACGGAAG
This is a messenger RNA of Bradysia coprophila, 3412 nucleotides long. RefSeq names its product homeobox protein C15 (gene C15). The record is from RefSeq and is a predicted model, not a curated record. Gene Ontology annotation, molecular function: DNA-binding transcription factor activity, RNA polymerase II-specific; RNA polymerase II cis-regulatory region sequence-specific DNA binding. Gene Ontology annotation, cellular component: nucleus. Gene Ontology annotation, biological process: regulation of transcription by RNA polymerase II; animal organ development. Lineage: Eukaryota; Metazoa; Arthropoda; Insecta; Diptera; Sciaridae.